Molecule: messenger RNA, 1524 nt
Organism: Halichondria panicea
Lineage: Eukaryota; Metazoa; Porifera; Demospongiae; Suberitida; Halichondriidae
Product: m7GpppN-mRNA hydrolase-like
Exons: 7
Coding region: 102-1412 (436 amino acids)
Biological process (GO): nuclear-transcribed mRNA catabolic process, nonsense-mediated decay; deadenylation-dependent decapping of nuclear-transcribed mRNA
Cellular component (GO): P-body; cytoplasm
Molecular function (GO): manganese ion binding; 5'-(N(7)-methylguanosine 5'-triphospho)-[mRNA] hydrolase activity; RNA binding
Source: RefSeq, a predicted model, not a curated record
CAUUACUGGGUAGAUUGCAGAGAGAUUAACCAUGUCAACUUGUACUGUAAAGUCAGCUUUCUUCAUAUUGUGAGAAAACUCCGUGCAUGCAUGACGUCUGAAUGUCUUCUAGAGCCAACAAAGCGGUGGGGAUUAAGACCGAAGUGCUUAAUGACUUAGCAAGUCGCUUCCUGAUCAAUAUUUCCGAGGAGGACCGUAAAGAUGUGUUCAAACUCUGCUCUCAAGUUGAACUGGCUCACUGGUUUUAUUUGGACCUGGUUCGGCCAGAAGACCACUCCCUCCCGGCUUGUAGCUUCAAAGAAUUCAUGGCUACUAUAUUUCAUCAUUGUCCCUUCCUAGUGGACCACUCAAUGAGCAAGAACCUGGAUUCUCUUAUAACCCAAUGGAAGGCACACAAGUACAAGAAGCCAGUGAGAGGAGGCAUAAUUCUCAACAAAGACCUAACAAAGUGCCUCCUGGUGAGGGGCUACCCUGCGUCCACUUCAUGGGGAUUCCCUAAGGGCAAACUGGAGGAGGGAGAGGACGAUGUGGACACUGCCGUUAGAGAGGUGUACGAGGAGACGGGCUUCGACACUCGCGGCAUCAUCAAAAGGACCCUAUAUCUGGAGGCAACAAUUAACGACAGUCACUCCAGAAUGUACAUCAUCCCUGGGGUGUCUGAGAGCACACUUUUUGAACCCAAAACAAGGAAGGAGAUUAGAGAUAUCCAAUGGUUCAGUGUGUAUGAUCUGCCAGUGCACAGGAAGGACGUCACCUCCAAGUUGGCAAUCAAAAAUCCCAACAAUUUUUUUCUCGUGAUUCCUUUUAUUAGCAAAUUGCGUAAAUGGGUAGCUGGACAACCUAAGAAGAAGCGAUCGAUCUCAGCUUCUUUCAACUCUUCACCUAACGCUAACCGCAAAUCGACAGUUGAGACCACACCCACUGCCCCUCCAAGACCAUCUCACUCGUCUCCACUCCUCCCCACCCCACACACUAACAUUCCUCCGAUUCCUUACCCGUCUCCACACCCUCACACUCCACCCCAGGCACACCACUCACUCCCCGCCCCCUUACGACAGUCUCAGACGGGCCAGUUCUACCAAGGCUCCCCCCAAUACACUACUGUCUACCCCCCACACAUUGCCUACGCCAAUCACAACAGACCACCUCAGCAAGUUGUUCUCCUGCCCACCCCCCACGGAACAGUGACCCCCCACAGAGCUGUGAUCCUUCACGGAUUAGUAACUCCCCACGGAACAGUGACCCCACACAGAGCAGUGACCCCCCACCAAACAGCGACUCCCCACCGACAGGUCGUCAGAGAGCAGCUACACGGAGGACAUAAUGUUAACGUUGGUGACGUUCUUCUGAGACCCUCAAUGAACAUGACACAGUUUCAGUUUCAACGAGAAAGGAUUAUAACAAUACAGUAAACAAGAACAUGGCAACUUAAGUUGAUUUAGAAGUAGAAUUUUCUUUUCGUUUUCUCAUUUUUUACAUCUGUUUUGCAUAAAUCAUACGUGUAUACAUACGAUGAUAGCUGAA